Myodes glareolus (Bank vole) is the source of this 2659-nucleotide messenger RNA. NCBI's taxonomy places the organism in Eukaryota, Metazoa, Chordata, Mammalia, Rodentia, Cricetidae. The record is from RefSeq and is a predicted model, not a curated record.
UGCCUCCGGCUCGCGGCUGCUUAGUUAAAGCUCUUCGCGACUCGGCCGGAGCAGCGCCCUGGGUCGCCCAGCACUGGAAGAAGGCUGCGGCAGCCGGUGGGGACGGACGCGGGGGCGUGGCGGGAGAACAGGGCCACGCGUAGCGACCAGGGCUCACACAUCCGCGGGGUCCCGGGCUGCAAUGAGAACGCUGGCUGGAAGGAAGCACGAUGGCGUCUCUCGAUUCUGAGGUGAAGGAAGAGCGUCUGAGGGAAGACCUGAAGUUCUACUUCAUGAGCCCCUGUGAGAAAUACCGAGCCAGACGCCAGAUCCCAUGGAAGCUGGGCUUGCAGAUUCUGAAGAUAGUCAUGGUAACCACACAGCUUGUUCGCUUUGGCUUAGGUAACCAGCUGGUGGUGGCUUUCAAAGAAGAUAACACUCUUGCUUUUAAGCAUCUGUUUUUGAAAGGAUUUUCUGGAGUCGAUGAAGAUGGCUACAGCUGUAGUGUGUACACCCAGGAGGACGUCUAUGACAGCAUCUUCUUUGCUAUAAAGCAGUAUCGUCGUCUAAAGAACAUUUCCCUGGCAACUCUUGGUUAUGGAGAGAAUGAAGACAACAGAACUGGCUUGAGAUGCUGUAAGCAGCACUACAAGACAGGCGCCAUGAUUUCUCCUAACGAGACCCUGGAUAUUGACAGUGACAUUGAGACAGACUGCAUUCACCUAGACCUCCAAGUGCUGGACGAGGAACCGGAGGACUGGACGCAGACUGAUUUCUUCAGGCUGGAUUUUUACCGGCUCAUACAAGUUAAUAUCUCCUUUGCCCUCAAAGGAAUUGACCUACAGGCAAUUCAUUCCCGAGAGGUACCGGACUGUUACAGCUUUCAGAAUACGAUUACCUUCGACAACACAGCCCACAGUGGAAAAAUAAGAAUCUAUUUUAACAGCGAGGCCAACAUAGAAGAAUGUAAAGCCAUGAAUAUAUCUGGAUCUAACUGCCGUUUGCUGGAAAGUCACUCUCCACAAUUUGUGCAAGGUGUGCUUAACAUUUGCAUUCUGCCUCGUUCUGCAGUUCAGAGAAGCACUCAGUAUGUCCUGCCGUUUGACGUGUUUGUCAUUAUGAUCUGCCUGGCAUCCCUUAUCCUGUGCACCAGAUCCAUUGUCCUUGCUCUGAGGCUGAGAAAGAGGUUUCUGAACUUCUUCCUGGAGAAACAUAAGCGAUGCGCGUGUGAUGCUGACCAGUGGGAGUUCAUCAAUGGAUGGUACGUCCUGGUCACUGUCAGCGACCUCAUGACAAUCAUUGGAUCCAUAUUAAAGAUGGAGAUCAAAGCCAAGAACCUCACAAAUUAUGAUCUGUGUAGUAUUUUGCUCGGGACGUCAACGCUCUUGGUCUGGGUUGGAGUCAUCAGAUACCUGGGCUAUUUUCAGACAUACAAUGUGCUCAUUCUAACCAUGCAGGCCUCACUGCCCAAAGUCCUCCGCUUCUGCGCUUGUGCUGGUAUGAUCUACCUGGGCUACACGUUCUGUGGCUGGAUUGUCUUGGGCCCGUACCACGAGAAGUUCGAAAACCUGAACAUAGUAUCCGAAUGCCUGUUUUCUCUGGUCAACGGAGAUGACAUGUUUGCUACCUUCGCUCAGAUCCAGCAGAAGAGCACCCUGGUGUGGCUGUUCAGUCGCCUUUACCUGUACUCCUUCAUCAGCCUCUUCAUAUACCUGGUGCUCAGCCUCUUCAUUGCGCUCAUCACCGAUUCUUACCACACCAUCAAGAAAUACCAGCAAAAUGGGUUUCCUGAAACGGAUCUGCAGAAAUUCCUGAAGGAAUGCAGUGGCAAAGAUGGGUACCAGAAAGAACCGCCGGCCUUGUUGUCCUGCGUCUGCUGUCUGAGGAGGAGAGGAAGUGAUGACCACUUGAUUCUCAUUGACUAAAAUCCUUCUAAUGUCAAUCAAGUCCAGACCUCUUUCUCCUGUGGUGGUGCAGAGAGAACCCAGAGGGAGAAGAAGGUCACUAAAAGAUUGUCUCACUGAAUUGUGGAUCCAGAAGGACGAGUGUCUGCCAGCUUCUGACCAGAAGUGACAUUCCAAAGCUACCUUUUACAAGCAUGGAGGGCAGAGGAUAGGCCCUUCCUGGGAGUUAGUUGAAGGGAAGUGUGAUAAUGACAUUUCAUCAAUAGUCUGCUCAUUUGUGACAUCAUAAUGUUGGGAUGAAAACUAUUAGCAUUUCAGAGUGUGCAAGCAAUAUUUAAAGCUAAGUAAAAGUAUAUGCUUACUGCCAGAAAAGGUUUGUUUUAAAAAUGUGAUCCUUGGAUUUGAAGACAUUUGGUAAUUCAUGGCCAGCACAGAAAUAUAUUUGGUUUCUAUCCCAAAUUAAGACUUGAAGCUGGAGGACUGGUAAGCUGUGAAAAGUCUCGCACUCAGGCACUAACCUGAGUAAAGAUGGCUGUUUGUUCUGUGAACUUGAUUCUUCAGCAUGCCAUGCUGGGUCUUUCAGCCCAGUCAGCGGGAUGUAACAGACCAUAUGGGUAUGUCCUCAGCUGAGCUUUCCCUGCCCUGCACACACAGCUGAGGGCUGCUAAACUUGAAGUGGUCCCCGGGUCACAAGUCAUCCCCACUGUGGUGGGAAUUUACCUAUGUCAAACAAGGAAAUAUGAUGUGUGUUUCCUCAAAUAAAUUUAUUUUCACAA